Messenger RNA from Spinacia oleracea (spinach), 1098 nucleotides. RefSeq lists its product as uncharacterized. The transcript has a single exon. Lineage: Eukaryota; Viridiplantae; Streptophyta; Magnoliopsida; Caryophyllales; Amaranthaceae. The record is from RefSeq and is a predicted model, not a curated record. The coding region runs from base 1 to 1098 and encodes 365 amino acids.
AUGGGGGAUACCCUGGUGACAUCAACGGGAAGAACAAGAGAAGGAGGAGGACCUUCUUCAAUACAAUGCCCCGUGCUGAACUCAACAAAUUAUACGGUAUGGGCCAUGAGAAUGAAGAUCUUACUCAAAGUACAUAAAGUCCGGGGAACCAUUGAAACAGAAACGGAAUCGAACGACGAUGAGAAAAACAUUAUGGCCACAACCCUGUUAUUCCAAUCAAUCCCCGAUGCGCUUAUCCUGCAGGUUGCAGAGUUAGAAACAGCAAAGAAGGUAUGGGAGGCCAUCAAGGCGAGACAUGUAGGAGCAGAAAGAGUCAGAGAAGCUAGGUUACAAACAUUAAUGGCUGACUUUGAUCGACUUAAGAUGAAGGACACCGAGAAAAUUGAUGAUUUUGCCGGAAAGCUGUCUAAAAUAUCAUCAAAAUCAGCCGCCUUAAGAGAAAAUAUUGAAGAGCCAAAACUUGUUAAAAAAUUCCUUAAAAGCCUCCCUCGCAAGAAAUAUAUACACAUUGUGGCUUCGCUCGAACAAGUGUUAGACCUUAACACCACGAGGUUCGAAGACAUCUUAGGGCGUAUAAAAGCCUAUGAAGAACGUGUCUGCGACGAAGAAGAGACUCAAGAAGAUCAAAGCAAAUUAAUGUAUGCAAACAUGGAAACUCAAUCAAAUCGCGGCUCCAAUGGUGAAUAUAGAGGUAGAGGUCGCGGAGGACGGUUCUAUAAUAGGGGAAGAGGUCGCGGACGAUUCAAUGGAGCAAGAGAACUGUCAAAAUUAGUAUGCUCCCGUUUCGAAAACAGAGGCCAUUAUGCCUCAAACUGUCCAGAUCGAUUGCUUAAACUGCAACAAACACAAGAGGAUGACAACAAUGAUACACAAGACGCAGAUGAGCUUAUGAUGCACGAGGUGGUAUACUUGAACGAGGGAAAGGCUGUACCAAGUAAAUAUGAAGUAAACACUAGAGAUGAGAAUAUUUGGUACCUUGACAAUGGAGCUAGCAACCACAUGACUGGAGAUGGACGGUACUUCUCCAAGAUUGAUGAUUCCAUUACCGGAAAGGUGAAAUUUGGUGAUGAUUCACGCAUAGACAUCAAAGGGAAAUGA